Lepisosteus oculatus (spotted gar) is the source of this 1697-nucleotide messenger RNA. RefSeq names its product enoyl-CoA hydratase EchA19. Gene Ontology annotation, molecular function: catalytic activity. Lineage: Eukaryota; Metazoa; Chordata; Actinopteri; Semionotiformes; Lepisosteidae. The record is from RefSeq and is a predicted model, not a curated record.
GAAUCCCGGCGAGAGACCUCAACUGUGCCACCUGGUGUGUCGAAACAAAAAGGCGCAUCAGACACACUGGUCCUAGUUCUCGGCUGGGACCGAAACUCAUGUAGUGAUGUGUUUCUGGAGGGAUCUAUUUUGCGAUACAACUCGCUUCAAACGUGAAUGAUCUUUCCCCGUACCUGGAAGGAAGAGGAGUAAAAGUGAAGAGCCGUCCUCAAAAAGACUGAAACUGUUCAUCUGAAACCUCGAACGUAUUUUUUUUGUUUGUUUGCGUGCUACUCUAACAAUCCGCUUUUAGACUUUGCGGACAUAGCCAUUAGUAAUGUCGUCGACCCUAGCUCGCAGAUUUUGUACGCGGGUUUCAGAAACCCGAAAAGGGAAUGUCUCCUUGAUUCUUCAGUCGGUUUACGGGAGAAAAAUCAGACAGAUCACAGUCAAACCCUUCAGCGCCUCAAGCAGAAAGGGGCAGGCUGCAGCCGCCCCGGAGAGGGUCGUGGCCGAGAGGAAGGGGCCGGUCCUGACCGUCGGGAUCAACAGGCCGGAGGUCAGGAACGCCGUCGACCGGGAGACGGCCCGGCAGCUGCUCGGACACUUCGAGGCCUUCGAGGAAGACUCGUCCCUGGCGGCCGCGGUCCUCUACGGAGUAGGAGGGAAUUUCUGCUCUGGUUACGAUUUGAAAGAGCUGGCCCAUCACUCAGCCUCCAUUAAAUUGGAACAAGAUGUCACCAAGGGUCCUGGUCCUAUGGGCCCGUCUCGCAUGCAGCUCUCCAAGCCUGUGAUAGCGGCUGUGAGUGGUUAUGCCGUCGCUGGAGGUCUGGAGCUCGCCCUGCUGGCGGACUUGAGGGUGAUGGAGGAAAGCGCCAUCGUGGGGGUGUUCUGCCGGCGUUUCGGCGUUCCUCUGAUUGACGGAGGCACGGUGCGGCUGCCUCGUCUCAUCGGCCUCUCCAGGGCCCUGGACCUCAUCCUCACAGGCAGGGCCGUGGGCGCGCGGGAGGCGCUCGCGUUCGGGCUCGCCAACAGGGUUGUCCCCGACGGAGAAGCCCUGCAGGCUGCCCUGGCCCUGGCCAAGGAGAUCUCCGAGUUCCCCCAGCAGUGCCUGCGCGCCGACCGCGCCUCGGCCUACCACAGCGCCUUCGACGCCCCCUGCUUCUCUCAGGCCCUGCAGUUCGAGCUGGACCACAGCAGGCACGUUAUUCUGGAAGAGGCCGUCGCAGGUGCCAAGAAGUUCGACUCGGGAACCGGGAGAGGAGGGACUUUUUCUUGACGCGCUCCUUGUACCUUUGCAAAGGUGUGCCAAUCGAACGAUGUGGCUGAACUUUUAAUUUUUCCUCCCCGUUAUUCUGUAAUGAACGAACAGAGCAUGUAUUUUCUAGCUUUUUAGAUGCUGAAUCAUGAUUAGAAUCCUGUUUGAUGUGGGAAACCGUAUUAUACCAUUACCUGUAAACUCUUUAGGUCUUGAUCUCAGUGGUGGCUUGGUGCUGCUCUAGACUGGAAGUUCCUGAAGGGAAACUGGUUCCAGUUCUGUAACAUACAAGGGAAAAUGGUUUGAGACUAAUUGACUCUCUGGUCACAGCUGCUAGAGCCUGUCGCACACAGGGACAUAGCUGGCGACAUAAAACCUGCUCAUUAGAGUGAAUGUAGUUAGCAAGGCUAAUGGAAAUGUGUCUGUCAAGUACUGUGUGAAUAAAAGACUGCAGCAUUAA